AUGACGUUUGGUAAUGCCGGAAAAGAGAGAUGUAUGAUUUUGUUACUGUCCAUUGUGAUAAAGUUAAAGCCGCCUGUGAUUCAUUCUCCAUCCUUCCUCUUCAACAACUGCCUUUAUACUGUUGCACAGCAUUAUACUGAAUCCGGUACUGAUGAAAUUUAUUUACAAAGAAUCGACUUGAGCAAGUAUCCGAAUGAUAAGAGUUCAUUAUCAACAACAUCGUCAUCAUCAAAUGCAUCGCACGCGUUGCCUUUUCAAGAUAUCAGAGCUGAUGAUUAUGCAACAAAUAAUAGACGGAUGAAAUUAACAUCUGACAAUUUUAAUGAUAGAGUUGAUGGUGAUGAGGACAUGGAUGAUGUUUUUGAUACUACCAGUGAUGAGGAAAAGAAAGAUCGUGUCGUCAUAACUUAUUUUCAUUAUAAGUUUGAUGAUAACGAUCACGCAUUUACCAGAAAAGGAUUCAACAACUGGAAACAUGCCUUAGACAAAUUUAAAGCUCACGAAAAAUCACUAAGCCACCAGGAAGCGUACUUAUGCAAACAAGGGCUUGCAAUAUGGGGUAAAACGGACAGUACUGCCAACUUUAAUAAUUUGUUAAAAAUACAUUGUGAAGAUAGCAAAGAAUUGAGCUCUUGGCUGAAAAGAAGCGGAUACAAAUGGAAUUCACGUGAAAUCCAGAUUGAAACCAUUGAAAUGUUGGCAUUUUCAGUUUUAAAAAUAUUUAUAUCUGAACUGUUUUUUUUUGCCCCAUUUUACUCAAUAAUGAUUGAUGAAUCUACAGAUGCUAGUACGAUUGUAGUAAUUCAAAAAAAGAAAUCCAAAGAGUAUAUUUUCCACUUCAAUAUCAAAAAUUGGGGAGCUGGUGAAACAAACAGUCCGGCAGACGGUAGAGAUUAUUGCGUGGAAAAUAAGAUAGUCGGGUCGGCCAGUCUGGAAUGA
Helobdella robusta is the source of this 939-nucleotide messenger RNA. RefSeq lists its product as hypothetical. Lineage: Eukaryota; Metazoa; Annelida; Clitellata; Rhynchobdellida; Glossiphoniidae. The record is from RefSeq and is a predicted model, not a curated record. Bases 1 to 939 code for a protein of 312 amino acids. The transcript is spliced from 5 exons.